GUUCGUCGUCAUCGCCUCAACCCGUGAUAUGGCCCGGAAGGUCUUCAACUCGCCCGCCUAUGUCAAGCCCUGCGUCGUCGAUGUCGCCCACAAGCUGCUUGGCGCCGACAACUGGGUGUUCCUGGACGGCAAGGCCCACGUCGAGUUCCGCAAGGGUCUGAACGGCCUGUUCACGCGCCGCGCACUCGAAAUCUACCUGCCGGGGCAGGAGGAGGUGUACAACCGGUACUUCAAGGAGUUCCUCGAGAUCACCAAGCAGGCCGGCGGCAAGCCCGUCCCCUUCAUGACGCACUUCCGCGAGGUCAUCACGGCCGUGUCCUGCCGCACCUUUGUUGGCCACUACAUCUCGGACGAUGCCGUCAAGAAGAUCGCUGACGACUAUUAUCUCAUCACGGCGGCUCUCGAGCUGGUCAACUUCCCCAUCAUCAUCCCGUACACCAAAACGUGGUACGGCAAGAAAGCGGCUGACAUGGUGUUGGCCGAGUUCGCACGGUGCGCGGCGAAGAGCAAGGCCCGCAUGGCCGCCGGUGGCGAGCCCAAUUGCAUUAUGGAUGCCUGGAUUCUCGAGAUGAUCAAGUCCAAGAAGUGGCGAGAGGCGCAGGAGAAGGGCGAGUCGGUCGAGGGCCUGGAGAAGCCGACGCACAUGCUCCGCGACUUCACCGAUUAUGAGAUUUCGCAGACGGUCUUCACCUUCCUCUUCGCUUCGCAGGAUGCCACGAGCAGCGCCGCCACGUGGCUCUUCCAGAUCAUGGCCCAGCGUCCGGAUGUGUUGGAUCGCGUGCGCGAGGAGAAUUUGAAGGUCCGGAACGGCAACAUUAACGCCCCCGUCGAUAUGGACCAGCUCGAGUCCAUGACGUAUACGCGCGCCGUCGUCCGGGAGUUGCUGCGCUAUCGCCCGCCCGUUCUCAUGGUUCCCUAUGUCGUCAAGAAGCCUUUCCCCAUCACCGAGGCCUACACCGCUCCCAAGGGCUCCAUGGUUAUCCCAACGACAUACAUGGCCCUGCGUGACCCCGAGGUGUACGAAAACCCGGACGAGUUCAACCCCGAGCGGUACUACACCGGCGACGCCGAGGUCAAGGGCGCAAAGAACUACCUUGUGUUCGGCACUGGCCCGCACUACUGCCUCGGGCAGCAGUACGCGCAGCUCAACCUCGUCCUCAUGGUCGGAAAGGCGUCGCUGCUGCUCAACUGGAAGCACCACCCAACGCCCAAGUCGGAGGAAAUCAAAGUGUUUGCGACCAUCUUCCCCAUGGAUGACUGCCCGUUGACAUUCGAGGAGAGGAAGUGGUAGUGGCAUAUCUAGGAUAGGAGGAACGGAAUCGUGGGUAUUAAAUCACUUAAUCGGGACGAAAGGGAGGGGGUGGUGAUACCACAAGGGUACGCUCGACCUCCCCCUCACAUCAAGGAUGGAUAACGAUGUGACUGGUUUGGAGAC
Parathielavia appendiculata is the source of this 1435-nucleotide messenger RNA. Its product is annotated as C-22 sterol desaturase. Gene Ontology annotation, biological process: sterol metabolic process. Gene Ontology annotation, molecular function: iron ion binding; oxidoreductase activity, acting on paired donors, with incorporation or reduction of molecular oxygen; monooxygenase activity. The transcript is spliced from 3 exons. Bases 29 to 1291 code for a protein of 420 amino acids. The record is from RefSeq and is a predicted model, not a curated record. NCBI's taxonomy places the organism in Eukaryota, Fungi, Ascomycota, Sordariomycetes, Sordariales, Chaetomiaceae.